CAACACACUCUCUGAGUCCCAUGUUCCAUAUUAAACAUAGAAGUAUAGAACUUCCUUCCCCAUACCCACCCCAACCUCCUCCCCAUCUCCUUAACUGAUAUCUCUCUUGUUCUUCUGCCAUAAGUACCAUUACACAAAAGGGCUCAACCCCAUAAGGCAGAAACUGAGCAACAAUACUAUACUCAUCAUCAUCAAAUUAUAGAAUCAAUCAUGGACAAGCUUCCGAAAUGUGAGGCGAAUUAUGUCCCUCUAAGCCCAACCAACUUCUUGAAGAGAGCUGCGGCCAGCUACGCCGACCGGACCUCGAUCAUAUACGAAGGCACCCGCUUCACAUGGCGCCAAACCUACGACCGCUGCCGCCGCCUCGCCUCCUCCCUCCGCUCUCUCAACGUCGUCAAGAACAAUGUUGUAUCGGUUUUGGCUCCAAAUGUUCCGGCGAUGUACGAGAUGCACUUCGCUGUGCCGAUGGCGGGGGCGGUGCUGAACACCAUCAACACCCGCCUUGACGCGAAGAACAUCGCCACCAUUCUCCGCCACUCGGAGGCGAAGAUCUUCUUCGUCGACUAUCAAUUAGUCCCCCAGGCGCGUGACGCCCUCCGUCUACUCACCUCCAGCACAAGCAUGAUCAACAACAUGCCUCUAGUCAUCGUCAUCGACGACAUCGACACCCCGACCGGAACCCGCCUCGGUGAGCUCGAAUAUGAGGAUCUCAUCCGAAAAGGGAAUCCCACAUUCGUCCCCAUCGAGGCCGGCGACGAGUGGGACCCAAUCGCCCUCAACUACACCUCUGGGACGACGUCGUCUCCUAAGGGAGUUGUGUACAGCCACAGAGGGGCCUACCUCAGCACUCUCAGCCUUAUCCUCGGAUGGGAGAUGGGAAGCCACCCCGUUUACCUAUGGACCCUCCCUAUGUUCCACUGCAACGGGUGGACCUUCACCUGGGGCGUGGCAGCGCGUGGCGGCACGAAUGUAUGCCUCCGCAACACCACCGCCUACGACAUCAACCGCAGCAUCGCUCUCCACGGCGUCACCCACAUGUGCUGCGCUCCAAUCGUGUUCAACAUCCUCCUCGACGCCAAACCCACCGAACGACGCCAUAUUCUCUCCCCAGUCGAAAUCCUCACCGGCGGAGCUCCUCCGCCGGCGCCGCUUUUAGAAAAAAUAGAAUCUCUCGGCUUCCACGUCACCCAUGCUUACGGGCUAACGGAAGCGACCGGGCCGGCUUUGGUCUGCGAGUGGCAGGCCCAAUGGAACGAUCUUCCGAAAGAAGACCAGGCCCGAAUCAAGGCCCGGCAAGGGAUCAGCAUUCUGACUCUCGCCGAAGUCGAUGUGAAGGAUUUGAAAACUAUGAAGAGCGUUCCGAAAGAUGGGAAGACGAUGGGGGAGAUUGUUCUGCGAGGGAGUAGUAUAAUGAAAGGGUAUUUGAAGGACACGGAAGCGACGGCGAAAGCGUUUAAAAACGGGUGGUUUUUGACCGGAGACGUUGGGGUGGUACACCCGGACGGGUAUUUGGAGAUAAAGGACCGGUCGAAGGACGUGAUCAUAUCGGGUGGGGAGAACAUAAGCAGUGUGGAGGUGGAGAGCGUGCUGUACAGGCACCCGAAGGUGCUGGAGGCGGCCGUGGUGGCGAUGCCGCACCUGCGCUGGGGCGAGAGCCCCUGCGCUUUUGUGGCGCUGAAAAACGGCGGCGGUGGCAUAAGCGAGACUGAUAUUAUAUCGUAUUGUCGGAAGAAUAUGCCGCACUUUAUGGUGCCGAAGAAGGUGGAGUUUCUGAAGGAGUUGCCGAAGACUUCGACGGGGAAGGUUCAGAAGUUCGAGCUGAGGGCUCUGGCCAAGACAUUUACUGUGGUGGAGAGAGAUCAGAGUAGUAGUCCUCCAAAUUCCAGCCAGCUCGGAGACGGAGAUCAGCAGAUUAUGGCCCUGUCCCGUCUUUGACUUUUUACAUUUAUUUUUUAAUGGUCCGAGUAAAAAGUAAAGAAAAUUGCUUUAUAGCACCAUUGACGUUGAUUUCCACAAUUAAAAGUCGAUUUACCGACCUUAUAUUAUAUCGGUGUGGUGCCACCGGUGUCUCAUGCUUUAUAUAAAUAUUUAUAAAAAAAUAAAAUGUGUACAGUGUGUUUAA
This is a messenger RNA of Morus notabilis, 2122 nucleotides long. RefSeq names its product butyrate--CoA ligase AAE11, peroxisomal. The record is from RefSeq and is a predicted model, not a curated record. NCBI's taxonomy places the organism in Eukaryota, Viridiplantae, Streptophyta, Magnoliopsida, Rosales, Moraceae. The transcript is spliced from 2 exons. The coding region runs from base 211 to 1935 and encodes 574 amino acids.